This is a messenger RNA of Lemur catta (Ring-tailed lemur), 4416 nucleotides long. RefSeq names its product family with sequence similarity 83 member C (gene SACK1C). Gene Ontology annotation, biological process: epidermal growth factor receptor signaling pathway. The transcript has 4 exons. Bases 138 to 2384 code for a protein of 748 amino acids. Lineage: Eukaryota; Metazoa; Chordata; Mammalia; Primates; Lemuridae. The record is from RefSeq and is a predicted model, not a curated record.
UGGCAACGGUUUGGGGGCCCUGCCACACAGGGAGCGCGCAGGCAGGAGGUGGUUCUGCUGAUACCUUCUUCCUGCUACGGCCAAUCCAGCGUGCGGCAUGGGGCCUGCCGGUGGGUGAGGCAGCCAGGUGGGCAGGCAUGUUCGGAGGCCUAGGACCUGGGGGCCUAGGAGCCCACGGCAUGGCGGGACCCCUGCGGGGCCGGGUGGAGGAGCUGAAGCGGCCAUGGUGGCGGGAGAGCUCGCCACUGGUGCUGCGGCACAGCGAGGCGGCCCGGCUGGCAGCUGAUGCCCUCCUGGAGCGAGGUGAGGCUGCCUACCUGCGGGUCAUCUCUGAGGAGCGGGAGCUGCCCUUCCUGAGCGCCCUGGACAUUGACUACAUGACCAGCCAUGUGCGUGGGAGCCCUGAACUUAGUGAGGCCCGGGGGCCAGAGGCCUCGGGGCCUGACUGCCUCAGCCUGCUCUCCGAAGUCACCUCAGGCACUUACUUCCCCAUGGUCUCCGAUGUAGACCCCCCAGACCUGGACCUGGGCUGGCCCGAGGUUCCACAAGCCACGGGCUUCAGCCCCACCCAGGCCGUGGUCCACUUCCAGAGGGACAAGGCCAAGAACAUCAAGGACCUGCUGCGUUUCCUCUUCAGCCAGGCCCGCACGGUGGUGGCUGUAGUAAUGGAUGUAUUCACCGACAUGGAGCUUCUGUGUGACCUUAUGGAGGCCUCAAGCCGGCGUGGUGUCCCCGUCUACCUGCUCCUGGCCCAGGAGCACCUGAGGCACUUCCUGGAGAUGUGCUACAAGAUGGACCUCAAUGGGGGGCACUUGCUGAACAUGCGUGUACGGAGCACAUGUGGGGACACAUACUGCACCAAGGCAGGCCGCCGCUUCACUGGGCAGGCCCUGGAGAAGUUCAUCCUCAUCGACUGCGAGCAGGUGGUGGCGGGCAGCUACAGCUUCACCUGGCUUUGCAGCCAGGCCCACACCAGCAUGGUGCUGCAGCUGAGGGGUCGCAUCGUGGAAGACUUCGACCGGGAGUUCCGCUGUUUGUAUGCCGAGUCACAGCCUGUGGAGGGCUUCUGUGGCGGUGAGGAUCCACUGUCUCCCAGAGCACUGCAUCCUCCUCUCCCAGAGGCCCUGGCCUUCGGGCCUGGCAUUCCAAGCCCCACGUCCUCCUCACCCUCCAUCACCAGCCUCAGCAGCAUCAAGCGCUCACCUCUCAUGGGCCACUCCUCCUACCUCGCUCUACCAGGAGGCGGUGGCUGCAGUGACAUGGGUAUGGGGUCCUCGUCCCCCAGCCCUGCCCACCGCGAGCCCAGUGGCCAGCCCUCCCUGCACCGCCAGCUGUCAGACCCUAACCGUGGCUCCUCUCCUGGGCUCUACAGGGCCAACCUGGGCAAGCUGGGGGCAUACCCAUGGUCCCAGUCCUCCCCUGCCCUCAACCACAAUAGCGCCAGCCCCUUGACCCUGGCAGUGGGGUCACCUCUGCUUCCCCACUCCCGCCCCCUUCUCCACUUCCCCCGGGGUGUCCCAGCUCUGUCCCAGCUCCCAGAGAAUGGGGUCUUAGGAAGCCAGGAGCCUAGCCCUCCACGAGGUCGCCGGGUACCUGGGAAAGCCCUGGAGCCAAUGGAAAAGAAGAAGGCAUCUCUGAGUCAGAGCCAUGGCCAGCUGGAUCUCCUUGUACCCUUCCCCAGAACCCAAGAAGCAGGAGACCCUGACUCUGGGGUUUCACCAAAUUCAGGCUCCCUUUGGCCUGGCGAACAGGCCCCAGAGGACAGGAGGUUGUCCCCAGGCCAGGGCAACAGCCAGCUGGAUCUCCUGCCCCAGGCCCAGGGUGCUGGGGGUACCCCUGAGUCAGGUUCCCUCAGGCCUGCUGAUCAAGUCCCAGAGGACAGAAGGCUGUCCCUAAACCAUAGCCUUGGCCAACUGGACCUCCUGGUACAGCACCCCAAGGCCCGGGGCUCCAGAGCGCCCCCUGAAGCCAACUCCUCAUCCAGGCCUGCCAAGCAGGGUCCAGAUGAGCGAAGGCAGACCCUGGGCCACAGCCAGCUUGAUCUCAUCACAAAGUUCGGCCCGUUCCGGGGUGAGGGGCCUGGGCCCAGUGGUCUCCCAGGACCAAGCCCUGCUCGCAUUGCUGGAGUGGGCUCUGGGGAGAAGCGGCUGACUCUAGGCCACAGCAAGCUGGAUCUCAUCACCAAGUAUCAUCAGUUGCAGGGUGCCAGGCAGGGGCCUGAGCCUGGCCUCCUUGGGGGUCCCACAGGUGGCCAUCGCAAUGGUAAUAGCAAUGACCUGUUUAGAGAUGAGAAACGGCUGACCCUGGGCCACAGCAAACUGGACCUCAUCACUAAAUACAACAAGUCCAAGUUCAAGCUGCUCCGAAGUCGCUUUGAGUCCUAGCUCUGCUUCCAGCAAGGACAGGUCCCUCCUCCACCCACUGAGACACUGAACUUGCUCAGGUCCCAAACUCUGGGGAACGGAGGUGACAGAAGCCCAGGUCAGACACACUCUCUGGGAUGAAGAUUCUUGCUUACACACAUACAGACAAACACAGGGAAAUGAAACCCACAGUUAUUGGGUGUCUACUGCAUGCCACUAUGCUGGGCGCUUCACACCAGGUACUACUUCUCAUUCUUCAUUCUCACAACAUCCCACAAGAUGGACCAUUUGUAGGUAUACAAUUAUAGGAUAAUUGAUGUUAUCCCCCUUUUUUUACAAAUACAGAAGCUGAGGCCCAGAGUGUUUGAAUGACUUACUUGGAGUCGAGUCCAAGUAAAUGGCAGGGUAGGGACCUAAAUGCCCAUUCCAUAUGUUGUACACAGCACAUUGACAGGGUACACAUCCACAAACUGCACACCCACAGCCACACACAGUACACAUAGGUCCAUGUGAGAAGCCAAAACACUCAAAAUUUUAGUUGUGGGUACUCAAUAAAUGUCAUUUGGCUAAAUGAAUGGCUACACAAAAUACCUGCAUUCAGUGUACACCGUAGAUCCCCUCAGAAUCCACAAACUAUAAAUAUGCCCCAUAACCCCAAACACACACACAAACGCACACACAUCUCCCAACCCCCAACCAGUAUCUUCUUGAACCUAAGCUGUUUCCAGCCCUGUGCAGGGCAUACCGUAGGGCUGACAAAUGAAUCAGAUUCGGACCCAGGACAAGGAUGAAAUGCAUGAGCCAUUUGGAGAACAAGUCAGAGCUGUAUCAAGUUAAAGGCUAACCAGUGACAGGGUGACAGAAAACAAAGGGCAGAGAGUCAUGGAGAUGGUGGAGUGGUCAGGAUAGUUUCGUAGAGGAGGCAGCCUUUGAGCCAGGCCUUGAAGCAUGAGGAGGUUUUGGACAGACAGAGGCGAGAGUUAGAGGAAUUUUUGGUAGAGGGAACCAGGUGAAGAGAUGUCCAAGAGAGGACUGAGUGAGUGAGUCUGAGGUGAACUGGGGAGGACUAGUGGAGCAUGUGGAUACUCAGACACAAACACACACACGUCCUCAUCAUCAUUAUCAUCCUCAUCCUCAUCUUGCUGAGUGUCUCUUGAAGUAUGGGCUGUAACAGGUUGUCAGCCCUUUUCCUGAGCUCACCGCCUGCCUAGAACAGUACACAUCAUACAAAUCAAUAAAGGCAGACAUGACUGUGACCCAGCAGCAGCCUGGUGUAUCCUGAGCUAUGUGAAAUUAAUGAAAUGGGCACAUUGUGGGCAGGGGCAGAGCACCAUUCAGGCCAAUUAUGGAGGGCCCCCUGGAGGAGAGUGAAUGGCCAAAGAAGUGCUUUUGGGGAAGGGGGACCCAGAACUCCAAGCCCUCUCUGCUCUCACUGUGACAUUCUGAGAGGCCCUGGGGCUUUUGUAGAUUCUACAAAAUGUGAACCAAGUUCAUCCUGUUCAGGAGAGCCAGGCCCUUGGCUGUCACCAUUAUCCCAGGGACAGAAGGUGGCUGCUGAGUGAGUGAUAAAAGCCGUGCAAGAGACAUCGUGGAAGCCAGUCAGCACUCUCAUCCCUGCCCAUCCUGAACCCCUUUCCCUCUGACCUCUCCCUAAGGCCCUGUUUCAUCCAUCCUCCCCUCUCUCCAAUACCUUCUUCAGCGUCUACUUCUCUGGCUGUGCCUCCUUGUCCAGCUUGUUUGUCCUGGUUUCACUUCUCCCUCCUGGACACUCUCUCCCUGGGUGACAUCAUCUACCCCAGGCUUCAGCCCCUCAUUUCCAGAAGAAUGAGAUUGGGCUCCACAUCUGGGCUUCUGUCCCGCACGGCGGAGCUGGACUCAUCACUUCCCCAAACCGGCCCUUCCUCCUGUGGCUUCAUUUCAGUAAAUACCUCUAUCAGCAACCCAUCUUCUGCGAGACACCCUUGGCUCCGCCUCUCCUUCAUUCUUCACAUCCGACCAGCCUCAGGUCUAGGUCGAUUGUAGCUCCUAAAAAUCUCCGGAAUGAGGAAUGAAU